CCCCGACCCCCCUCCGCCGCCGAGGCCCCAGCGGCCCCCGCGCUGCGAGGCGCGGGCGCUCGGACGCAGGGGGAGUUGUUUGAUUUGGCGGAGGCGGGGAAGCCGGCGGGGAGCGAGUGAGGGAGGCACGAGAGCCGGGCAGCGCGGAGCUUCGGGCUCCCGGGGAGGGUCCCCGCACGCGGCAGCUGCCCCAGGCGGGGGCGAGGCGGCCGCGGGCGCCGGGGAUGCCCGGAGGGGCCGGGGGCGGAGAGGACGUCUCCGGGCAGGACGGCGCAACCUGCCCGGCGCGCGGGCAGGUGCUUCGGCGCCCUCCCCCCUCCCUUUUUUUCCCCUUUUCCUCUUCCCCUUCCUUCCUCGCCCUGAAGUAAGAUGAGCGUGAUGCUGUGGCGCUGGGACCAGAAUAACACCACCAUGAAGCUGAUCUACACGGACUGGGCCAAUCAUUAUCUAGCCAAGUCAGGCCACAAACGUCUCAUCAAGGAUCUCCAGCAAGAUGUGACAGACGGCGUCCUCCUGGCCCAGAUUAUCCAGGUUGUGGCAAACGAAAAGAUUGAAGACAUCAAUGGCUGUCCGAAGAACAGAUCGCAAAUGAUUGAAAACAUAGAUGCCUGCUUGAAUUUCCUGGCAGCUAAGGGAAUAAACAUCCAGGGGCUGUCGGCGGAAGAAAUCAGGAAUGGAAACCUCAAGGCCAUUCUAGGCCUCUUCUUCAGCCUCUCCCGGUACAAACAGCAGCAGCAGCAGCCCCAGCCCCAGAAGCCGCACCUCCCCUCGCCGCUGCCGCCCGCCGUGUCCCAGGCGGCCGGGGCUCCCUCCCAGUGCCAGGCUGGCACUCCUCAAGCCCUGUGCCAGCCUCACCAGCCAGCACCACAUCAGCAGUCAAAAGCACAAGCGGAGAUGCAGUCCAGACUUCCAGGUCCUACCGCGAGGAUAUCCGCUGCAGGCAGCGAGGCCAAAACACGCGGAGGAUCAGCCACUGCUAACAACCGACGGAGCCAGAGCUUUAACAACUAUGACAAGUCCAAACCGGUCACUUCCCCACCCCCGCCCCCAGCACCCAGCAGCCACGAGAAAGAGCCGUUGGCGAGCCCCGCCUCCUCUCACCCCGGAAUGAGCGAAGAUGCACCUGCCGCUUUGGAGGGCAGCGGCUUCGGCCCUGCUAGUGGCGGUGCCUCCUCGGCCAUCCCCCAGCCCGGCGCGGCUGCCAAGCCCUGGCGCAGCAAGUCGGUCAGCGUGAAGCACAGCGCCACGGCCGCCACGCUCUCAGUCAAGCCGCCGCCAUCCGAGGCCCCCAGGCCCGCCCCCGAAGCCAUGAAGCCAGCCCCCAACAAUCAGAGGUCCAUGCUGGAAAAACUGAAACUUUUCAAUAGCAAGGGGGCAUCCAAGGCGGGCGAGGGCCCAGGGUCCCGGGACACGAGCUGCGAACGGCUGGAGAUUCUGCCCAGCUUUGAAGAGAGCGAAGAGAUGGAAGCUGGUGGCCGCCCGCUGUCCGCGGCGGGCCCCACCUCCAACAGCCCCAAGAUUGCGCUCAAGGGCAUCGCCCAGAGAACGUUCAGCCGGGCGCUGACCAACAAGAAAAGUUCUCCAAAAGGCAGCGAGAAGGAAAAGGAGAAGCAACAGCGGGAGAAGGAAAAGGAGAAAAGCAAGGACCUCGCCAAGCGAGCCUCAGUGACGGAGAGGCCAGACCCAAAAGAGGGGCCAAGGGAAGACUCCAGUGGGGCAGCUGUGACCGAGAUGCCAAAAAAGUCCUCCAAGAUCGCCAGCUUCAUCCCCAAAGGGGGGAAGCUCAACAGUGCCAAGAAGGAGGCAGCGGCCCCUUCCCACAGUGGAAUACCAAAACCAGGGAUGAAGAGCAUGCCUGGAAAGUCCCCAAGUGCCCCUGCGCCUUCCCGGGAGGGGGAGCGCAGCCGGGGUGGGAAGCCCAGCUCGGGGCUCCCCCAGCAGAAGCCCCAGCUGGACGGCAGGCACUCCAGUUCCUCCUCCAGCCUGGCAUCCUCGGAAGGAAAAGGCCCAGGAGGGACCACCCUGAACCACAGCAUCAGCAGCCAGACUGUCAGUGGGUCCGUCGGGACCACCCAGACCACAGGAAGCAAUACUGUCAGUGUCCAGCUACCUCAGCCCCAGCAGCAAUACAGCCACCCCAACACUGCCACGGUGGCGCCUUUCCUGUACAGGUCCCAGACAGACACCGAAGGGAAUGUCACUGCCGAGUCCAGCUCAGGGGGUGUGACCGUGGAGCCCAGCCACUACACCAAGAGUGGACAGCCUGCUCUGGAGGAACUCACUGGGGAGGACCCCGAGGCUCGGCGACUUCGGACGGUGAAGAACAUCGCUGACCUGCGGCAGAAUUUGGAGGAGACCAUGUCCAGUUUGCGAGGCACUCAGGUUACACACAGCACAUUGGAAACCACGUUUGACACCAACGUCACCACGGAGAUAAGCGGGCGCAGCAUCCUCAGCCUGACAGGCAGGCCCACUCCCCUGUCCUGGAGGCUCGGCCAGUCCAGCCCUCGGCUCCAGGCGGGAGACGCCCCCUCCAUGGGCAAUGGGUACCCGCCGCGGGCCAACGCCAGCCGCUUCAUCAACGCCGAGUCCGGCCGCUACGUGUACUCUGCCCCCCUGCGGAGGCAGCUGGCCUCCAGGGGCAGCAGCGUCUGCCACGUGGAUGUCUCGGACAAGGCGGGAGACGAGCUGGACCUGGAGAGCAUCGGCGUGGACGCCCCUGGCUACAUGAGCGACGGGGACGUUCUGAGCAAGAACAUCCGGGCAGACGACAUCACGAGCGGGUACAUGACUGAUGGUGGACUUGGCCUUUACACCCGCCGCCUGAACCGGCUCCCUGAUGGGAUGGCUGUGGUGCGGGAGACCCUGCAAAGAAACACCUCCCUGGGCCUCGGAGAUGCUGACAGCUGGGAUGACAGCAGCUCCGUCAGCAGCGGGAUCAGUGACACCAUUGACAACUUGAGCACGGAUGACAUCAACACCAGCUCUUCCAUCAGCUCCUAUGCCAACACGCCUGCCUCCUCGCGCAAGAACCUGGAUGUACAGACUGACGCCGAGAAGCACUCGCAGGUGGAGAGGAAUUCCCUGUGGUCGGGCGAUGAUGUCAAGAAGUCAGACGGAGGGUCAGACAGCGGCAUAAAGAUGGAGCCGGGGUCCAAGUGGAGGCGGAAUCCCUCUGACGUGUCUGACGAGUCCGACAAAAGUACGUCAGGCAAGAAGAACCCCGUCAUCUCGCAGACGGGCUCGUGGCGGCGGGGCAUGACAGCUCAGGUGGGCAUCACCAUGCCAAGGACGAAGCCGGCGGCCCCGGCAGGCACACUCAAGACCCCGGGAACUGGAAAAACCGACGAUGCUAAGGUGUCUGAGAAAGGAAGGCUGUCGCCUAAAGCCUCCCAGGUGAAGCGCUCCCCAUCUGAUGCCGGCCGCAGCAGUGGUGACGAAUCUAAGAAGCCCCUCCCUAGCAGCUCUAGGACGCCCACCGCCAACACCAACAGCUUUGGGUUCAAGAAGCAGAGUGGCUCCGCCGCUGGCCUGGCCAUGAUCACAGCCAGCGGUGCCACCGUCACCAGCAGGUCAGCCACACUGGGCAAAAUCCCAAAGUCGUCUGCACUCGUUGGUCGGUCCACCGGUCGGAAGACAAGCAUGGAUGGGGCUCAGAAUCAGGACGAUGGGUAUCUGUCUCUCAGUGCCCGGACAAACUUGCAGUACCGAAGUUUGCCAAGGCCCAGUAAGUCCACCAGCCGGAACGGGGCUGGGAACAGGUCUAGUACCAGCAGCAUCGAUUCCAACAUCAGCAGCAAGUCAGCAGGUCUGCCGGUGCCCAAGCUGAGGGAACCUUCCAAAACAGCGCUAGGCAGCUCUCUGCCCGGUCUGGUCAACCAGACUGAUAAGGAGAAAGGCAUCUCAUCCGACAAUGAGAGUGUGGCUUCCUGUAACUCAGUGAAGGUGACCCCAGCAGCCCAGCCGGUGUCCAGCGCAGCUCAGGCCACUCUCCAGCCAGGGGCCAAGUACCCUGAUGUGGCCUCUCCCACGCUUCGCAGACUCUUUGGUGGGAAGCCUGCCAAGCAAGUGCCCAUCGCCACAGCCGAAAACAUGAAAAACUCAGUGGUCAUCUCCAACCCUCAUGCCACCUUGAGCCAGCCAGGUAACUUAGAGUCCCCCUCGGGCAGCGGCGUCCUGAGCAGCGGGAGCAGCAGCCCUCUCUACAGUAAGAAUGUGGACAGCACCCAGUCCCCUCUAGCCUCCAGCCCCAGUUCCGCCCACUCGGGCCCCUCCAACAGCCUCACCUGGGGCACCAACGCCAGCAGCUCCUCGGCCGUCAGCAAGGAUGGCCUGGGCUUCCAGUCGGUCAGCAGCCUCCACACCAGCUGCGAGUCCAUUGACAUCUCCCUUGGCAGCGGAGGGGCACUGAGUCACAACUCCUCCACCGGCCUCCUCGCCUCCUCCAAGGACGACGCCCUUACCCCCUUUGUCAGAACCAACAGUGUGAAGACCACACUGUCCGAAAGCCCUCUCUCUUCCCCUGCCGCUAGCCCUAAGUUCUGCAGAAGUACUCUGCCCAGGAAACAGGACAGUGACCCGCACCUUGAUAGGAAUACUUUGCCUAAAAAAGGACUCAGGUAUACCCCCACCUCCCAGCUUCGCACUCAAGAAGACGCGAAAGAAUGGUUACGGUCCCGCUCUGCAGGAGGCCUGCAGGACACUGCCGCCAAUUCUCCCUUCUCCUCUGGCUCCAGUGUAACUUCUCCCUCCGGAACAAGAUUCAACUUUUCUCAGCUCGCGAGUCCCACCACCGUCACCCAGAUGAGCUUGUCCAACCCAACCAUGCUGAGGACCCACAGCCUCUCCAAUGCCGACGGGCAGUAUGACCCGUAUACGGACAGCCGCUUCCGGAAUAGCUCCAUGUCCCUGGAUGAGAAGAGCAGAACCAUGAGCCGCUCGGGCUCAUUCCGGGAUGGGUUUGAAGAAGUUCAUGGAUCUUCACUCUCCUUGGUUUCCAGCACGUCGUCAAUUUAUUCUACACCAGAAGAAAAAUGCCAGUCGGAGAUUCGCAAACUCCGGCGGGAGCUGGAUGCCUCCCAGGAAAAGGUUUCAGCUUUGACCACCCAGCUAACAGCAAAUGCUCACCUUGUGGCAGCCUUUGAACAGAGUCUUGGAAACAUGACCAUCCGGCUCCAGAGCUUAACCAUGACGGCGGAGCAGAAGGAUUCAGAACUGAAUGAGUUAAGAAAAACCAUUGAGCUGCUGAAGAAACAGAACGCAGCUGCCCAGGCUGCCAUUAAUGGCGUAAUUAACACCCCAGAGCUCAACUGCAAAGGAAACAGCACCUCCCAGCCCGCAGACCUCCGCAUCCGCCGACAGCACUCCUCCGACAGCGUGUCCAGCAUCAACAGCGCCACCAGCCACUCCAGUGUGGGUAGCAACAUAGAGAGUGAUUCAAAGAAGAAGAAGAGAAAGAAUUGGUUACGCAGCUCCUUCAAGCAAGCCUUUGGGAAGAAGAAGUCCCCCAAGUCGGCCUCCUCACAUUCAGACAUUGAAGAGAUGACGGAUUCUUCUCUGCCCUCCUCGCCAAAGCUGCCCCACAAUGGUUCCACGGGCUCCACACCCCUGCUGAGGAACUCUCACUCCAGUUCUCUCAUCUCGGAGUGCAUGGACAGCGAAGCCGAGACGGUCAUGCAGCUCCGAAACGAGCUGAGAGACAAGGAGAUGAAGCUGACCGACAUCCGCCUAGAAGCCCUCAGCUCUGCACACCAGCUCGACCAGCUCCGCGAGGCCAUGAACAGGAUGCAGAGUGAAAUAGAGAAGCUGAAAGCUGAGAAUGACCGGCUGAAGUCGGAGUCUCAAGGCAGCGGCUGCAGCCGGGCGCCCUCACAGGUGUCCCUCUCCGCCUCCCCGAGGCAGUCCAUGGGGUUGUCCCAGCACAGCCUGAACCUCGCUGAGUCCAGCAGCCUGGACAUGUUGCUGGAUGACACUGGUGAAUGCUCGGCUCGGAAGGAAGGAGGCAGGCAUGUUAAGAUAGUUGUCAGCUUUCAGGAGGAAAUGAAGUGGAAGGAGGAUUCCAGACCACACCUCUUUCUCAUUGGCUGCAUUGGCGUUAGUGGCAAGACGAAGUGGGAUGUGCUCGAUGGGGUGGUUAGACGGCUGUUCAAAGAGUACAUUGUUCACGUCGACCCAGUGAGUCAGCUGGGGCUGAAUUCCGAUAGCGUCCUCGGCUACAGCAUUGGGGAGAUCAGGCGUAGCAGCACCUCUGAGACCCCCGAGCUUCUCCCCUGUGGCUACCUGGUCGGGGAGAACACAACCAUCUCAGUGGCCGUCAAAGGGCUCGCAGAAAACAGCCUGGACUCACUGGUGUUCGAGUCCCUGAUCCCCAAGCCCAUCCUGCAGCGCUAUGUCUCCCUGCUUGUGGAGCACCGGCGGAUCAUCCUCUCUGGGCCCAGCGGCACUGGCAAGACCUACCUGGCCAAUCGGCUCUCAGAGUACCUGGUGCUCCGGGAGGGACGAGAGCUGACAGAUGGGGUUAUUGCCACCUUCAAUGUGGACCACAAGUCCAGCAAGGAAUUGCGCCAGUACCUGUCCAACCUUGCUGACCAGUGUGCCAGCGAGAACAAUGCUGUGGACAUGCCUCUUGUCAUCAUCCUGGACAACCUGCAUCACGUCAGCUCCCUGGGUGAGAUCUUCAAUGGGCUGCUCAACUGCAAGGACCACAAAUGCCCUUACAUAAUUGGCACAAUGAACCAGGCUACCUCUUCUACUCCCAACUUGCAGCUUCAUCACAACUUCAGGUGGGUGCUUUGUGCCAACCACACGGAGCCCGUGAAGGGUUUCCUGGGCCGGUUCCUGAGGCGGAAGCUCAUGGAGACAGAGAUCAGCGGGCGGGUACGGAAUGUGGAGCUGGUGAAAAUCAUCGACUGGAUUCCCAAGGUCUGGCAUCACCUCAACCGCUUCCUGGAGGCUCAUAGCUCCUCCGACGUCACCAUAGGUCCCCGGCUCUUCCUGUCAUGCCCCAUCGACGUGGAUGGUUCCAGGGUGUGGUUCACUGACCUAUGGAACUACUCAAUCAUCCCCUAUCUCCUGGAAGCCGUCAGAGAAGGACUGCAGCUCUAUGGAAGGCGGGCCCCCUGGGAGGACCCCGCCAAGUGGGUGAUGGACACCUACCCUUGGGCGGCCAGCCCACAGCAGCACGAGUGGCCUCCCCUCCUGCAGCUCCGGCCCGAGGAUGUCGGCUUCGACGGCUACUCCAUGCCUCGGGAGGGGUCAACCAGCAAGCAGAUGCCCCCCAGUGACGCUGAAGGAGACCCGCUGAUGAACAUGCUGAUGAGGCUACAGGAAGCAGCCAACUAUUCCAGCCCCCAGAGCUACGACAGCGACUCCAACAGCAACAGCCGUCACGACGACAUCCUGGACUCAUCCCUGGAGUCGACUCUGUGACAGGGGCCGGGCCACGGCGCCCGCCCUCCUCCCCACUCCACCCUCCCACCCUCUCCACCUGCAUCCUCUGCACCAUCCUGAAGAUGCCCUCCUGAGCCAGCCCCUGGCCGCGGCGUGAGCGCUGCAGGAAGACCCAGCCCCCCUCGUCCUCCAGCCCUGACCUGGGUGCGGGCAUCCCGGGCCAGCCGCCUCGGCCCACUCCCUUCCUCAGUGAGAACUGCACUAGCUUCUGUUUUAAUUAUUGUUUUGCCUUGUUGCUGUGACCUCCCUAAGACACUGAAAGAUACUUCUCGGGAAAGGAUCAUCACCGUUGAAAUAAAAGGGUGGAAAAAAAAAAAAAAAGAAAGAAAGAAACCCACUUGAAGCUCCAAAGCCAAACAGCAUCCUGUCCAGAGACAGAAGAGACUAGGGCAAAGUUGGGAACGGAAACCACACGGCUUCCCUGGAGCACAGCUUCCUGCAGCCCAGGUCUUACAGCCUCCACCCCAUGUCCCACCAAUGCCCCCCGACCCCAUCAGCCACACGGAGAUCUGGUGCGAGCGGGGGCCCAGAGCUGCAUCCCAUGGAAGCCUUAGGAAAACCCGCGCUUUCUCUUUUGUUUUUUAAAUGGUGCUCUCCUUCCCGAGCGGUACCUUGCCUAUUCCGGUUCACCCCCACCUUUCAGAUGCAUCAGCCUCCGGUUCAUCCAUGAGCGAGAGUGAAGGAGUGAGAAUGUGACCAAGCAGAAGUCGCUGUCAUGGCAGAACAGCACGUGUCUGCGUCCCUCUCGUGUGUAAGCCAAUCCGGUCUUGUUCCUGCUCUAACACUGUGUCCAGUGAGAACUGGUCUACUUGGACGAACUGAUCACCCCUUUGAAAAUGAGGUUGAGUUUCUCCUCUUCUGACUUUUGAUUUUGAAGAUUUUUUUUCUCCCUCCCCUCUGCCUCCCCUCAUGGUCAGAAACCCAUCCUUUGGUGAACGCGAGAGCCGCAGGAGUUGGGUUUGGGUUCGGUCCUGCUGAGUUUUCAUUUUCAAUUGCCCAUCCUCCCCGUUCUGCACACACGCCGCCUCCUGCUGGGGCUGGGGUCACUGCGUCCCUGGCUGUUGGACCAGGACCCCCUAUCCUCCGCCGGUGGGCGAGCGGGACCUUGCCUUUCCUCCUCGUCCCCAAGGCCGCAGGACACACGUCGCCACCUCCAGCGUGCCAGCCCCGACCUCAGGUGGGGUGUGAGGUCACCUCGCAAAACACUUGCACUUUCCCCAGAACCCACACGACGUCAUCCAAGUCGACGGGCGAGGCGGCCGCUCCCUUCCAGAAGCCCCGGCCUCCGUCGGACGAGUCGUGCCUGACCUCUUCGGUGCUGACCUUCCCAACGCGAUGCCUUACUGGUUUUGUACUCACCGUGUUCAUGGACGAGUGCCGUGCCUGCCUGGGGUCCAUUCUUCUUUUUUCCCCAUCAGAGCAAACAGGGCUAAAAUGUCACCUCCUCACGAGGAGAACUCAAGUUAAUGUGACUUCUCAUCCAAAAGACUCAUUUGUGUGGUUGCGUGACCGUGGGAAAGAGAAAAAAGGAAAACAUGCAUUUUUUGUUUGUUUGUUUUUAGGUUUUUCUCAGUCUCCAGCUAAAACCCUGACUGCACAGCCGUCUGUCUUGUGCAGGAAAAGGCAAAAGUCCCUACCGUCGUACACGCAUUGCAGAUCCAUGCUCUGCCAGUGUGUCUUCAGCACGCUGGAAUUUUCUCUCCAGAGUGUGGUAAAUGUUUCUGUUUUAUAAAGGAAAUCGUUAUUGGACCCCCCCAUGGCGGGGGCAUCUCCGUUCCCAAUCAGGGCUUUUAUUCCAUUUCUUUGCAUUUCUGUUGCUGAAGCUCCCGCCUCCCCCGCCACGUCCCUUCUUAUUUUCUCCCCACGAGAGCUCGACCUGAAACUGCUCACUUUACAUUGGAUUUUACGUUUUCUUCCUCCUGGAAAGGAAAAGGGGACAGUGUCCCCCUAACGGGUGAAAUGGAAACCCUCUCCACGCGCUCUGUUCUUGAAUCUCGGUAAACGCGGCCUCUGUCCCACUAGGCCUUCCUUAGUCAUCCGGGUGCGUGGGUGUGUCUUGUCCUGUUCUGUUCUCCAUCAAGUGUGUGAAGCAUGUAUUCAGCCUGUGACCACGGGCCACACCCUGAGCCUUCUGGUAAACCUGAAGAGUGGUCCUUCUCAGUUUCUCUCCCGGCGAUGACCUUACACGCUCAUACUGUGAAUUUGGGAGGAGGUGAACUUGACGUCUCCUCCCGGGCAGUAUUCCCAGUCACCUUGUGAGUAGACACCUGCCAAUCUCCUUUGAACCUUUUUUUUUUUUUCCUCAAUGACACCCUCUUUUCUCUUUCUUUGUUACCCCCUCAGUCCCACAGACUUCCCGCCCACUGGGACCAGGCUCCGGGCCGAGGCCUCUGUCCCCGGUGCUGCCUGACGAGUGAACGGUGGUUUCAAAGAGCGUAGCCUCGUUCCAUUCACAGCCCCGUGUCCCUCCUGAAGUUUCAGGAAGCAGGGUUGUCUGAGGUGCACGUUUCUUCCUAUGGUCGUACUUUACUUUCGUGUCACUCACCUUUGACAAAGGGACUUUGUGCUCCUUUAGGGCUCUGUCCGAAAUGCUUCCAUUUUUGCCUUUUUCUACAGUUAGGCUAAUUUUGAAAUGUAUGAAAUUCUAUGCAACAUUUGUGUUGAGUUACUAAUGGAAGCCAAAAGUUUUCUUCCCAAACUGCCAAGAAUUUUACAGGCCAUCAAUGAAAGGGGAAUACCUUUUAAUUUAAGUGGGUGGGUGGGGUAAGGGUGGGACGAGGAACGAGACUUGCCUAGACCUUUGUUGUAUCUUGGGGACAUUUUUUUAAUUUGAUUGUUGAUGCUUAAACUUCAGAAUUCUGUGUAUUCAAAUUUGAUCAUGGCGAAUCUACUUCAAAAGGAAAAAAAAAAAAUCCAACUUUGUGGAUAUGAAAUGGAAAGUUUGCUGUUUUGAUCUAGUUGUUUCCAGUGGAGCAGUUUAUGAAAUAUGUUCUAUAAGAUGUACAUUUUUUCAUUGUAACAUAGAAAUUGUAAAUAAUUGAUUAAAGUGCUGCAUUUUGAUGAAUUUUUUCUAGCCAUUUUUAAAGAGAAAACUAGGAAUUGAGUAUUUUGUGUACGGUAUGUUUCCCUCCCCCCUUCCCACCCUCCCUCCCUAUUUAAUUUUCAUUUGUCAUGAGGUUUUUGGAUUUGCCAGUGAUCUGCCGGAGAUCAUGCCCCACGUCAUAGAGAAUAAAGCUGAUGAUUGUACCAGUCUUAAAUUAUUCAUGAUUCAAUAAAAUUGAUGCUUAUUUAUUCA
Molecule: messenger RNA, 10744 nt
Organism: Phacochoerus africanus (Common warthog)
Lineage: Eukaryota; Metazoa; Chordata; Mammalia; Artiodactyla; Suidae
Gene: NAV2
Product: neuron navigator 2
Exons: 38
Coding region: 370-7428 (2352 amino acids)
Biological process (GO): neurogenesis; nervous system development
Molecular function (GO): protein binding; ATP binding; ATP hydrolysis activity
Source: RefSeq, a predicted model, not a curated record